Messenger RNA from Ipomoea nil (Japanese morning glory), 897 nucleotides. Its product is annotated as high mobility group B protein 1. The record is from RefSeq and is a predicted model, not a curated record. Lineage: Eukaryota; Viridiplantae; Streptophyta; Magnoliopsida; Solanales; Convolvulaceae. The transcript has 8 exons. The coding region runs from base 126 to 626 and encodes 166 amino acids.
AUCAGUCCAAAACCGCCCGGUCUGUUUCUUCAUUCUUCUCUUCUCUCUUCUUGGCCCUCACUGCUCUGUUUUCUUCUUCUGCCUCCGUGAUCGCCGAUCACUCCUUAUCUCUCAAGGCUUGAACAAUGAAGAGUGCAAAGGGGAAAGCAGCAUCAAGAAAAGAAACAAAAGCGGCAUUGAAGCCUGUUGUUGAUGACAGAAAGUCUGGGAAGAGAAAGGCUGCCCAGAAGGCCGACAAGGGAAAAGCUAAGAAGGAGAAGAAGGCUAAGAAAGACCCUAACAAGCCCAAGAGGCCACCAAGUGCUUUCUUUGUAUUCCUUGAGGAGUUCCGGAAGACAUUUAAAAAAGAAAACCCCAAUGUGAAGGCUGUAUCAGCUGUCGGGAAAGCUGGGGGAGAGAAGUGGAAAUCAUUGACUGCAGCUGAAAAAGCUCCUUACGAAGCAAAGGCUGCUGCAAGGAAGGUUGAUUAUGAAAAGCUAAUGAAUGCCUAUAACAAGAAGCAGGAAAGCUCAGCUGAUGAAGAAUCGGAAAAGUCAAACUCUGAAGUGCAUGAUGAGGACGAGGAAAGUGGGCAGGGGGAAGAAGAUGAUGAGGAAGAAGAGGAUGACGAUGAAGAUGAUGACUAAAGUUAUUUGGGAUCCAUGUUAUAUAUCCAUGGCUGCUGGAUGCUGAACGUUUAUAUUAUAGGUCGACUGUAACAUACGGAGUAUAUCUUGUGUAUGCUUACCAUUCUAGGUGACAUUGCAGGAUCAUAAAAUUAUCACAUAGGGCAAGAUAUGACUCCUAUCUACAUAGAUCUGGAUGAAUUUCUGUAUAUCCAUUUGCACCUAUAUUAUGAACUUAUGGUAUUUUGUAUCCUUUUGAUCUUUAGAUUAUCACUGCAGUUCUAAUUAUCAA